AUGUCCAACGACGAACCAAUACAGGUUGAUACCAAGGCUGAUACGCCCGCCAGCCCCACUGCUCCCAGCGGGAAUGGGCAACCGUCGACAACGGAGCGAAGGCGGCCUCGACUGGACCUCAACGCAGCGCUUGGUGGAGAUCGGAAGCGCAAGGGGAUACUCGGUCUCGUCGUCGGUACCUUGAACAAGGCCAAAAUUGAAGAUAAAGAACGAAGUGCGAGUGAAGCGGCCAAAAAACGACAGUUGAUCGAAAAACGGCUGCAGCAGAAACUCAGAAAAGAGACUGACUCUGUUAGACGCGCAGAAGAAGCGAAGAAGGACAAGACUUUGGCCAACCGGAAGGAGGAAGACUUGCAGCUCAAAGAUUCGAUUUACAAAUUGCGGCGCAAACGUCUCCCCAUUCUUGCUAAUUUCUUGCUUACAUCUGAUGUAAUUCCCUCUGAUUCCUCGUCCUCGCCACAUUCAACAAACCCCCUCUCUGCUCCACCACGAUCUCAUCCACCGCCUCUCUACUACCUCCCCGCUAUCCUCACCCCUGCACAAGAAGCAUUUAUCUCAAGACGGAAAGCAGAGGUUAACGAAGCAGCGGAGAAGGAGUGGGAAACAUUCAAACAAGAACGAGAAGCAGGUAUUGAAGAAAUCAAACAACUACGGCAAAAGGUUGCAGACGAGGAAGCGCGUCAGAAAUUGGAACGUGACCGUGAUGCAAUGGACACCGAUGGUCCUCAGGAAGACGCCGCAGCUCCAGCAGAAGAGGAUAGGGGCAAGUCCCAGCUUCCUGCGAUGAAGAAAGAGCAGGACCGACCAGGAACUGACAUGGAGGUUGACGAUGGUGCCCCUAAGCCGUCGGAGCCUGCGAAAUCGAAUCCGGAGCCUACUGAAAAGAAGGAGGACAUUGUGCCCAUGCAAGCAGAUGACGAUGAUGCGGUUGAAUACUAG
This is a messenger RNA of Coprinopsis cinerea okayama7#130, 939 nucleotides long. RefSeq lists its product as hypothetical. The record is from RefSeq and is a predicted model, not a curated record. NCBI's taxonomy places the organism in Eukaryota, Fungi, Basidiomycota, Agaricomycetes, Agaricales, Psathyrellaceae. Gene Ontology annotation, cellular component: catalytic step 2 spliceosome. The transcript has 5 exons. Bases 1 to 939 code for a protein of 312 amino acids.